AUGCUCUGCAGAGCGUGCCGUCGCGCAAUUGCGCUUCCCAAACCCGCCCCAAGCACACUCGUCGCCAAAGCUUCCCUCUCGAGUCUCCCGAUCGCAACAAGAAGCUACACCUCCCAGUCGCUCCCCGCCAGUCGCGCAGCUCAGACAUCCAUCUUCGCGUUCCGAUCAUCAUCUUAUCUCAACACCAAGACGAUCCCCAGGCGCUGUUACUCCUCGGCAACCGAGACCCAGACUCCCCUCGAAAAGCCCGACCACCUCGACGAUGCCGAGUCGACGAUAUGGGAUAAGCUGGCUACCGAGUUCGCGCCGUCAGAGCUCGUUGUACAAGACGUAUCGGGCGGAUGUGGUUCCAUGUACGCCAUCGACAUCACCUCCGCCAAGUUCAAGGGCGCCAACAUGCUGAAGCAGCAGCGUAUGGUCAAUGCCGUCUUGGGCGACAUGUUGAAGCAAUGGCACGGUGUCCAGCUGCGCACCAAGGCGCCCCAAUAG
Molecule: messenger RNA, 489 nt
Organism: Colletotrichum orchidophilum
Lineage: Eukaryota; Fungi; Ascomycota; Sordariomycetes; Glomerellales; Glomerellaceae
Product: BolA-like protein
Exons: 1
Coding region: 1-489 (162 amino acids)
Source: RefSeq, a predicted model, not a curated record